AGUUCCCAGGUUCAACACCCCCCGCCCCCCCUCUCUCUCUCUCUCUCUCUUCCAAGAUGGUCUUCGCCGCGGCCGCGGCCUCUGCUUCCCCUGGUAACGCCGCCGGCGGCGGACGCUACCGGCAGCACCCCCCAUACAAGGAGAUGAUUCUGAACGCGAUCGGGACGCUGAAAGAGAGGGGAGGGUCGAGCCGGCGAGCGAUAUCGAAGUUCAUCGGAGACACCUACUCCGACCUGCCGCCGACCCACUCCGCCCUCCUGGGCCACCACCUCCGUCGCCUCAAGAUCAAGGGAGUCCUCCGCAUGGUAAAGAACUCCUAUAAGCUCUCCGCCACUGCCAAGCCUGUGAAUCCGAACGCCAGCCCCGCCCCCGCCCCGAGACCCCGUGGCCGUCCCCCAAAAAUGCUCCCCGUCCCUCCGCCUAAGCUGAAGCCCAAGCCCAAGCCCAAAGCCGCGCCGACGCCCGUGAAGAGGAAGCCGGGCCGGCCCCCGAAGGCGGCCAAAGUGGCUUCGCCGAUGGCGGGGGAGAAGAAGAAGCGCGGCCGGCCGCCCAAGUCGGCCAUGCCAUCGGUCUUGCCCAAACGCUCGAAGCCUGACAAAGCGCCCGCAGCUGCUGCACGAGCUGCUCCAGAUGGGAAAAGGAAGCCCGGUCGGCCGCGCAAAAACACGGCGGCGGCGGCCGCUGUGCCGAAUGACAAUGCCUCCGCUGCCGCUCCAUCUGGUGAGAAGCAGAAGAGGGGUCGGGGUCGGCCAAAGAAGGCGGCAGCGCCACCCUUGCCGAAGCCGGCCGAGCGGUCUCAAGAGAAGGCAGCUGGGGGGAACGAGGCAGCGGUGCCUGUUGUCAAAAGACGUGGCCGGCCUCCGAAGAAGAGUAAUGUGGCUGCUGCAGCUGAGCCGGGGAGAGGGCAAGCGGCAACGGGGGAGACACAGGAGAGUGCCCCAGAAGCGUCUCUGCUUCCAGUGGUAUCUUCUUAGUUAGUAAGAUACUAGCUGAGACUGAAGCGUUGCGAAGACUCAUCAAAUCAAACACCAUUUUUUGGCCGGGUUGAAGGGAAGGAAAAAAGGGAAUAAUUAAAAAAAAUGCAAUAUAGAGGAUGACAAGACUAAUUCGGGUGUUACCUGCAUCUAUGACAUAAAUGCGACCGUGUUGGUGCAAGUUAGCUGCAUGUCUUCCGAUGGAUCGACUUCCAACGAGUUUGAUAGUCCUGGUUAUAUCUUGACUCUAUACUAUUUGUCUAACUAUAAUUCUAAUACUAAAUUUUUAGGUUCUCUUGAUCGAAGGAUUCUUAAAGGAUAAGUUGACCAAAAACUAUUCAAUUAUUCUCCACUUAUACAUAAUAUUUAUAAUUUAUUCAUAUGUUAUUCA
Molecule: messenger RNA, 1365 nt
Organism: Phoenix dactylifera (date palm)
Lineage: Eukaryota; Viridiplantae; Streptophyta; Magnoliopsida; Arecales; Arecaceae
Biological process (GO): nucleosome assembly; chromosome condensation; negative regulation of DNA recombination
Cellular component (GO): nucleosome; nucleus; nucleolus
Molecular function (GO): structural constituent of chromatin; nucleosomal DNA binding; double-stranded DNA binding
Source: RefSeq, a predicted model, not a curated record